Messenger RNA from Cordyceps militaris CM01, 702 nucleotides. Its product is annotated as acetyltransferase, GNAT family, putative. The transcript is spliced from 2 exons. NCBI's taxonomy places the organism in Eukaryota, Fungi, Ascomycota, Sordariomycetes, Hypocreales, Cordycipitaceae. Gene Ontology annotation, molecular function: protein-N-terminal-alanine acetyltransferase activity; protein N-terminal-serine acetyltransferase activity. The record is from RefSeq and is a predicted model, not a curated record. Bases 1 to 702 code for a protein of 233 amino acids.
AUGGAGCAACCAGUCGGGGAUCUGAUUUCGACCGAGCCAGCCCAACUGCCCACAGGCAUUGAGCUCCCAGGACACUUCACCGGCCUCCGCAGGCUCGACCCCUCCCACGCCGCGAGCCACUUCCAGCACCUCGGCGGCGAAGCAAACCGCUGGCGAUGGACGUACAUGCUGACGAGCGGAUUUCCCUCUUUGCACGACUGCGCCCAGUCCGUCGCGCAGUGGGCGGCCAAGCAGGAUCCCCUUUUCUACUCCGUCUACGACGGGCCGCUGUCCGACCCCGCCUCGGCGCCGGCCGGCAUGAUGGCCUUUAUGGCGGCCGUCCCGGCGCACCGCCGCGUCGAAAUCGGUAGCGUCAUCCUCGGCGGGACGCUCGUCCGGUCGCGGCAGGCCACCGAGGCGUUUUACCUCUUCAUCCGCCACGCCAUCGAGGACCUGGGGUACCAGCGCGUCGAGUGGAAGGCGAACCACCUCAAUGCGCCGAGCCUGGCCGCCGCGGCGCGUCUCGGAUUCACGUUUGAAGGCAUAUUUCGGAAACAUAUGGUGAUCAAGGGCCGCCGGCGCGACACGGCCUGGUUCAGCAUCACGGAUGACGAGUGGCCGGCCGUCAAGGCUGGCUUCGUCGCCUGGCUGGACGAGGCCAACUUUGAUGAAAACGGAUGCCAGAAGAGGACGCUGCAGCAGUGCAGAGCACCGUCUGUAUAG